CAAUUUCAACAAGAUUGCCAUCCCAAUAGCAGCGCCAAAAUUAGCGUCUAGCAGUAGAACCAAGCACCCCAGAACAUGAAGAUUCUCUUCGCUUUCUUCAUCAUCUUCUCCUUUAUCUCCUUGUUUGUGGAGGUUUGUCAUGCAAGAACUGGACCUGGAGAGUAUUGGGAAAGGAUGAUGGGUGAACCCAUGCCAGAACAACUCAAGCAACAGCUUAAUCUAGAAGGAGCUUCUUCUAUUGACCAAGAUGCUCCUCAGAAGAAAACGGUCAGAUUUGCCAAAGAAUUUGAUGUCAAACAUACUUUGAUCAUAUACCAAAGCAAAGAUAAACCUAAAGAAGAUCCCAAGCCUGCAGUUGAGAUGAAGGAUGAAGAAAUCAAGCCAAAGAUUAAGGCGACCGGCCAGCCUUGAAAAAUUAAUUAAGGGCAUGAAUUGAAGAAAAAAAAAAAAAUACAGUCCUGUUCGUAUGGUAAUGUCCAAGUAUUUGUAGUUAAUUUCUGACAUUAGUGUUCAGAAGCUGAUCAGGGCAACUCUGUUAUUCAAUGUAAUCCUUGAUGGGUAAGGGAUUAUAGUGGAUAUGUUUAGUUCUGACCAAAUUUCUACAAAAUAGAAUUUUAGACUACUUAUUAAGUUAUAGCUAGGAAUAAUGUAAGGUUGGUUGUUUAUGAAAUCAAAGAGUGAUCCUGUU
Messenger RNA from Rubroshorea leprosula, 688 nucleotides. NCBI's taxonomy places the organism in Eukaryota, Viridiplantae, Streptophyta, Magnoliopsida, Malvales, Dipterocarpaceae. The record is from the annotation of a GenBank genome assembly.